GACCCUUCCCCGACCCUGCGCAAGCGGGAGCUACAUGCACCGGGCUGCCCUUUUUUUUUAGAGAAUUUAUUAGGACACUAACAUUCUGGUCUGAGACUGAAACUUUUAGCAACUAUUUACACCAUUUUUUAGUCCACGGCUGUUCCCUAGUAGCGUAUGGAUCAGGGGCGGAUGAUGUAUACCUCUUUACUAGCAAUAUGUUUGGUCCGCCCCCCUUUGGAGUUGUAUGCCAGUUACAGAUUUACAGACCAAUAUGUUGCAUAUACCAAAACUAACCCCUACAUGAAUGGUUGCACAAUUUUGUGUGGUGCUAACUUGUUAUGUUGCUGUGUAGUGCGUCAACUUUAAUUUAUGUUAAAAGUUACUCUCACGUGACGACCCUGCUGAUCCUUCCUGUUCCAGUGUUCUGUGGGGCAUUUCAUAUGCUCUUCUUGCCGUCCCAAGCUCGUGCGCAACAAUUGUCACUUAUGCUCUGCUGAAACUACCUUCAAGCGCUGUUUAGGGAUGGAACGUCUCAUGGAAUCAGUCAUGGUCGCUUGCUCCAAUGCAAAAUAUGGAUGCGCAGAGAAGCUCACCUACUACGAGAAAGAAGAGCAUGAGAAGGCAUGCCCGAGCGCCCCAUGUUUCUGCCCGGUGUCCAGCUGCAGCUUUGCAGGGCCAACAGACGCCCUCCUUGAACAUUGCGCCUCCCAGCACAAGUGGCCGUGUACAACCAUCAAAUACUCCGAAGAUGUUAACUUCAGCCUAGAACCAGGUCUACAUUUUCUUCGUAUCAAAGACAGGGAAAUUUUCCUGCUCAACGUGGCACUAGAGGCAUUCGGGCAUGCCAUCUCUGUCGUCUACAUCCAACCUAAAGCUACAAACUCCAAGUUCAAGUGUAGGAUGUCCUAUGGUUCCUUUUUGACAGACUAUUAUCAGAUAUCAGUUUACAAGAUACGAAGCUCAUCGUUGUCUGAUGGGCUACCGAAGGGAUACAACUUAAUUCUGCUCAAAGAUGAGAUAGCUGAUGAUGGAAAGGGUACCUUGCUUACAUUCUCCAUUGAUGAUCCUAAUCCUAAAGUAAAGGCGCGUGAGCCCAUAUGUCUGAAACCGGUACGCGGUGUAUGAUUGAAGUGGUAAGGUUCAGCGUGGAUGUUUGCGGCCUUCACUGUUUGGGUUUCAUGACUUGUACCCCCUCCGUUCCUAAAUAUAAGUCUUUUUAGAGAUCCCAAUUGGGACUACAUAAGGAGCAAAAUGAGUGAAUGUACACUCUAAAAUAUGUCUAUAUAGAUCUGUAUGUAGUUCUUAUUGAAAUCUCUAAAACAACUUAUAUUUAGGAACGAAGGAAGUACUAUAUGCUAAGAGGCUUUAUGAUCUCAGACUCUGCUUCGUAGUUGUUUCGAUGAAGUGCACUCUGUUUAGGUUUUCCAGUUCAUGUAAGGAAUGUUUUACUGAUUUGGGAGGCACCGGAUCAAAUGUUUGAUGCUAUGAAAAU
Molecule: messenger RNA, 1474 nt
Organism: Triticum aestivum (bread wheat)
Lineage: Eukaryota; Viridiplantae; Streptophyta; Magnoliopsida; Poales; Poaceae
Product: E3 ubiquitin-protein ligase SINA-like 3
Exons: 1
Coding region: 505-1107 (200 amino acids)
Cellular component (GO): cytoplasm
Molecular function (GO): zinc ion binding; ubiquitin protein ligase activity
Source: RefSeq, a predicted model, not a curated record